Messenger RNA from Neurospora crassa OR74A, 2307 nucleotides. RefSeq lists its product as hypothetical. The record is from RefSeq and is a predicted model, not a curated record. Lineage: Eukaryota; Fungi; Ascomycota; Sordariomycetes; Sordariales; Sordariaceae. The coding region runs from base 152 to 2023 and encodes 623 amino acids. The transcript has 2 exons.
CUUCGAACAACAUGCCGCUACUGCAUAGUAGUAUUCAAACCAACUCAUCUCCCCAUUUCUUUUACAACGUGGCAAGCCAUUUGCCGCUCCAUCCUCUAUCGUCGAACACCCACCUAACCACGUCCGCACCCUGCCGUCCGGGGUCGUCAUCAUGGUCCGCACUCGAGCUCAGAGAGGUCAGCCCUUGACAGGCAACCGAUCCCAGGGCAUCCGCAAAAGCGCACCUCAAAAGCGCCGUCGCCUCCGAGAUCCAGACCCAACAGACACGCCACAAGAUCAAGCUGGAUCAGAUCAAUCCAAAGUUCCGUCAUCUCCAACGGAUGGGCCUCGAAAACGAAAGGAUCGACAAAUAUCCGUUGAUUCCAAACACCAGAAGCCGUUACCUGCCGUUGCAGAUCCACCCAAGCACACUUCAGACGAACAUACUCGGAAACGCAGACGAACAUCUCUUGACCAACAAGACCCUUCUCACCCUUCUCUCCGUUCCGCGCGCAACUCUCCACCCAUCGCCAGGCCUCUCGAGCCCCCAGCUGUGCCGAAUUUGCCAGUAUCGCCGGCUCCCGCACCGGUUCCGGAAGAAGCCACAAGUGGUGAUACCGACGAGAGGCAAUACAUCAUCGAUUAUUGGAGGAGAGAAGGCUCUUGGCCCAGGAAAUAUUUCGAACAGGACGACUACACCAGGAAAGACUUCGAUAAGCUAAUGGAUUCAACUACAAGGGUUCAAACCCUUCUGUUCUCAUGUUACGAUCCAGUCGCAAGGCUUCGUUUCGCGGAGAAGGAUGCCCCGCCAUCUCUCAGCCGCAAACGAUCUGGAUCCAACAGUUCUACGCCAACUUCGAUGCCGCCACCCUCCACGCCGUCACCUUCUACAACGAUGGCGUCCAGCGAAUGGAGACCAAGAGAAGAGAAGAGCGCCCCGUACCGGAGUGUCCAAUACCAGUCCGUACUCGAGACCAAAGGUUCUUACAUGAAGACGUCACCGUUAGGUAUCACGGAUGAGAGUAGGAACCUUUGCAGGACCCUCCUCGACACUGAACAACCGGCUCCCAAAAAUACACUUUUCGACGACGACAUUUUUGAGAGUGUCUGCGAGAGUCUUGCGAACAAGAAUGAGGCUACGGUUUUUCUCGAUAUUCUUCGGCUGAUCGUUCCUUCGGCGGUGCAUUACGCCCUUCGUGCCAAACACCUCGAACACCUCAAUUACCUUACCGAAAGUGUAAAUGAGGGCUGGAACAGAUGUUUCCCCUUGACCGGCAUUCGUCCUCAGCCCGAUUACUCUGUUGGUUUCCAACGAGACGCCUUCACGCAAGACCAGAUCGAUAAACUCAUGCCCUUUACUGGUGACAUGGGAUACCGGUCCCUUUUCAAGGCCACGUACCACAUGUACUUCCCCUUCCUAACCUGUGAGAUGAAAUGCGGCGCUGCAGCACUCGAUAUCGCAGACCGCCAAAACGCCCACAGUAUGACACUUGCGGUCCGGGCCAUCGUCGAGCUCUUCCGUAUUGUAAAGCGUGAAGAUGAAGUUAACCGGCAAAUUCUUGCCUUCUCCGUCUCGCACGACCACCAAUCUGUACGGAUCUACGGCCAUUACCCGGUCAUAACAGACAAAGAUACCAAAUAUUAUCGGCACCCGAUCCGCAAGUUUGACUUUACUGACUUGGACGGCAAGGAGAAGUGGACAGCGUACCGAUUCAUCAAGAACGUCUACGAUAUAUGGGUGCCCGAUCAAUUCAAGAGGAUUUGCUCUGCCAUUGACCAGUUGUUGGUGCCCGAUUCCGGUGUUUCAUUACCUUCUGAGGCAACUGGACUUUCGCAGGACGUGGGAAAUAUGCUGCAGUUGGAGCAACCUACAGCCACUCCAUCGCAAGACGUGGGGAAUCCGGUGCAGUCGGAGCAGUCCAUGGCCACUCCAUCUCAGAACGUGGGAAAUUUGCCGCAGUCGGAGCAACCUACGGCUACUCCAGACCCUUCACUUACAAGACCGAAAGCGGCAAAGAGGAGAAAGGGUCAAGUCAAAACGUGAAUACGUAGCAUUGUUUUGGAUAUCACACAAGCCGUCGCAACGUGAUGGUCAGUUGAUGCGUGCCCCCACCCCAGUUAUCCUCCUUCCCUUGUAGUCCCUGAAGUCGUCGCCGGUCUCUUCAAGUUCCACCUCGAAAUCAAAUUCCCGGAAUGAUUAAAUGCUGGGAAGCCGCUGCUUUCCGGGCAGUUCAAUUGCCACUUUCAUUAGACAUGAAACGAAGCCAUCAUGAAGUCAUCGUCAACAGCCCGAGAACGCUUCGUUCUUUGUAGCACCUACUAUUCAAC